UAAUUAGUUGUUUUCCAGUUAUGGUAUGUGCUUUCAAAAACCUUAGCAGAAGAGGCUGCUUGGAAAUUUGCAAAAGAAAAUUCAAUUGACUUGGUUACAUUAAGUCCAGGAAUUGUGAUUGGACCUCCGUUGCAGCCAACUCUUAAUGAGACUGUGGAGAUGAUUCUUAAACUUGUAAAUGGAGCACAAACAUACCCUGAUGCACAUUAUAGAUCAGUUGAUGUUCGGGAUGUUGCCGAUGCACAUAUUCGUGCCUUUGAGAUUCCUUCAGCUAAUGGAAGAUAUUGUCUAGUAACAAAUGCUCUCCACUUUUCUGAAGUUUUAAAGAUUGUUCAUCAACAUUACCCUACUUUGAACCUUCCUAAAAAAUGUGUUACCAACGACCUCAACAACUUGUCCAUGUCAACGUACAUGGUAUCAAUGGAGAAGGCAAAAACAUUGGGAAUUAGCUUCAUUCCUUUGGAAGUGACUCUUAGAGACACUAUUGAAAGCUUGAAGGAGAAGGGCUUCCUCAGCAUCUGAUUUAGACUGUAUCUGCUACUGAAAUAAUGCAAAAACAAGUGGGUAAAAUGAAAGAGAAAAUAUGAAAUUCUCCAUAUAUGACAGCAGAAACACAGAUUUUCCAAUUUUGGUAGAAAUAAAAGAUGAACUUCUGUUUA
Hevea brasiliensis (rubber tree) is the source of this 659-nucleotide messenger RNA. Its product is annotated as phenylacetaldehyde reductase-like. Lineage: Eukaryota; Viridiplantae; Streptophyta; Magnoliopsida; Malpighiales; Euphorbiaceae. Bases 160 to 522 code for a protein of 120 amino acids. The transcript has 3 exons. The record is from RefSeq and is a predicted model, not a curated record. Gene Ontology annotation, molecular function: oxidoreductase activity, acting on the CH-OH group of donors, NAD or NADP as acceptor.